UUUUAAAAUUUACUUUGUUAGAAAGGCUCUUGUGUCUUUAAGAAACGGCGGUGCGUGCAAAGGACUAUGGGUGCACGCAGGACUAGAGCGCGGGAGAGCCGGAGAGAUAGGUAGCAAGUCAGCGAGCGGUAACUUAUAAUUAGUUAACUUAGUUGUUCCUGAAAGUAAUAAACUCCGUGGGUUAUGUAUGCGUCACUGAUGAACGUAAGUAUUGAGUUUAUUGAAUAAGUUGUAAUUAUCGCUGACGAGUGUUUUGUUAUACCUUAGGAAGGUAUUUACGUUGAUUUCCUAUCCAAUCAUUCCCUUUACUUCGAUUAUGUAUUGUGUUGGUGUGUUAUGGUAAUGGCUUUUGUAAGCAUUGUAGUAAUUGGUUUUCCGUUUAUCUGUUAUAGAACCAUACAUACAUCCAUUCAUACGUACAGGAAAUAAAACUCAUAACAACCUCCGUCCAUCUUGUCUACCCUGCAUCGUAAUUGAUAUCCCGCAGCGAGUACUACCCUCCUGCAGCAACUCGUACAGUUUUCCCAGGGGAGUGUGGCCCCCCUUUUCCACAUACUUUGAAAACGGACUCAAAUUAAGCCUAUACGAAAAAUUCAGAAGCCUAUACAGUCUCAAAUGAAGCCUGUUGCGUUUUUAUACAAUCGGCCUGGGAUUCCGCUUAACGUCACGCCCGAAGCUCACACUUUGAUUGCAAACGGGAAGAAACAUAACUAUUGUCACGUACAUCGGCGGAUGUCAUCAAUUAAGCCUGCAUACUGGAGACUACAAAGGGACAGCACACGCAACGGGGGUUGCGAACCGUAGCGGUCUGCAGGGGGAAUCGCAGAAGCUGGAGUUUCUUAGAGCACUGCAUGGGUUUGGACAAACAUUAGGUAUUGGUAAUAUUACUGGACAAAAAUAUAUCGUUAUUGGUGUCCACCAAAGUUUCCAGCACUAGCUACAAGAAAUGAGAUUGAAUGCAUUUGCUCGUUUUUAUUUGUAUUUAUUUUUUUAAAAGUUUCUUACAUUAUAUCCGUGCUUUUUAAAGGUUAUAUCUCAAUUUUUCAAAAGUAAACACAAAAAGGAUGACACUUAAUGCCCCCUCCCUGCCCCCACCCUAUUUAGAACGUUAGGCGUUCCAUUACGUAAAAAUGUAGUACUACGUCAUGAUGCACCGCUUAUAAAUGAUCUGUUUGAUAAGGGAGAAUCAAACACAAACGAUUCGUGAGUGCAUCGUACGUGUUGUAAGAGCAAGUGAAGCUGAAAGACAUUGACAGUUAAGUGAUGGCACCCUCUAUCAAUCUCUUCACCUUCCUCGUCCUGUCCCUGGUGGGGGGCAGCUCUUCAUGGGACGAAGCUUCUCCUUGCGGAUCCGGCUCCAUCCUGACAAGGCCCUACACGGCCUUGUGUGAGCUGGAUGCGGUGUGGGGCUUGGUGGUGGUGGUGGCGGCAGCGGCGGCGGCCCUCGCCUCGCUGAUCCUGCUCCUGGUGGUACUGUGUCGCCUGCGGAAGAUCACAGAGGCUGAGGAGCGCAGCGGGGUGGCGCCGCUACUCCUGCUGCUCGCAGCCAUAUUUGGGCUUUGUGGCCUCAGCCUGGGAUACAUCGCUGAGCAGCAAGAGAGCCUCUGCUUCGCCCGGCGUGUCCUGAGGGGGGUGUUGCUUGCUAUCUGCAACACAUGCCUCGUGUUUCAUGGUCUGCGACUGCGCCGGUUGGGACAAGGUGCUCAUAGCCCCAGCACAGGUCAACUGAUGGGGCUGGCGGUGGCCUUGGCCGUGUUGGAUCCGGAGUGGAUCCUUCUAGCCACGAUGUCCACGUGCCAGCCAGCCUGUGAAUACCAGCCGCUGGACUUUGCGCUGGCCACCACUUAUGUGCUGGUCCUGCUCCUGGCAGCACUGGUGGGGGCGGCCUGCAGUCUGUGGAGGCAGCAGCCACGGUGGAGGUGCAGGACCAUGUGGCUGCUCAUCACCUGCCUGGCCUCAGUCCUGCUGUGGGUGGCCUGGAUCACCUUCUGCCUGUAUGGCAACGCGGCGCUUGGCCUGCCCCCAACAUGGGACAACCGGGUACAGGCAGUGGUGCUGCUGGCACAAGCAUGGCUGCUCAUACUGCUGCACGCUGCUCCUGAGGUCCACGCCACCUUACGGCCCCCAUCCCGCAUGAGAGAGGCCAAUUUAGAGGAGGGCCUUUCUCACCUGUAGUUUGGAGCAAACCGGGACUUCGUGUUCAGUGACAACAACUCAGGUGUCCUCCCCAGCCCCCAGGAAACAUUACAUUUUAAAUAAAUAAUAUAUAUAUCAUCA
This is a messenger RNA of Brienomyrus brachyistius, 2277 nucleotides long. RefSeq names its product G-protein coupled receptor family C group 5 member B-like. Bases 1264 to 2175 code for a protein of 303 amino acids. Gene Ontology annotation, molecular function: protein kinase binding; G protein-coupled receptor activity; protein kinase activator activity. Gene Ontology annotation, biological process: G protein-coupled receptor signaling pathway. The transcript is spliced from 4 exons. Lineage: Eukaryota; Metazoa; Chordata; Actinopteri; Osteoglossiformes; Mormyridae. The record is from RefSeq and is a predicted model, not a curated record. Gene Ontology annotation, cellular component: intracellular membrane-bounded organelle; extracellular exosome; signaling receptor complex.